Messenger RNA from Rosa rugosa (rugosa rose), 1823 nucleotides. Its product is annotated as cysteine synthase-like. Bases 627 to 1595 code for a protein of 322 amino acids. Gene Ontology annotation, molecular function: cysteine synthase activity. Gene Ontology annotation, cellular component: cytoplasm. Lineage: Eukaryota; Viridiplantae; Streptophyta; Magnoliopsida; Rosales; Rosaceae. The record is from RefSeq and is a predicted model, not a curated record. The transcript is spliced from 14 exons.
CUUCCAUCCAUUGUCUCAUUUUUUUCGAGGAUCUGCACUGCAAAACUAAACGAUGACGGUAAAAACUGUUGGAUUAGAGUUCAGAGGGGCCGCGCGUACACAGCCCCAUUACCACAAAUUACGACGUACAAUCUCCACGAUGGGAGAUGUUAGGCGAGUGCACCUCCAAAGUGCAAUGGAGGCCACCCACCUAGGCCAUGGGCCUUCUUGAUCACCCAUUCGACCCCGUCCAGAAUGUCUCUAUGGUGUACCCAAAAGCUGCCUACUCACUGUUUAUGUCUCUUGGUCUCUUUUCCGGUUUUUCCUUCAUCCGCCCAGUGACAUGCAUAUGGAACAAAACAAUGACUAUAGCUUGACUUAAAGAAUUUGAAAAGAAAAUGGCUUCCAGUAGGCUAGGCCCCAGAGAAGUGAGGAGCCAAAGUCCAUUGGAUGUAAACUCUGUUUAGCAUUAUCUCUCUCAAAACAAUACAAUAUCCAGCAUAAACAACUCAACCACUUUCUUUUUCUUCUUGCAGAGAUAAGAAAGAUUGUGCUGAAAUGUUGGGUUACUGAAUCUGUUACCAGACAUUUUACAUCUUUUCCUCAUUUUCCGUGCAACUAAGAUGCGUGCAGUUUAAAAGGAUAUUAUGGAGGGCCAAUGUGCAAUCAAGAAAGAUGUCACUGAAUUAAUCGGAAAUACCCCAAUGGUAUACCUGAACAAUGUCGUGGAAGGUUGUGUAGCUCGAAUUGCUGCCAAGCUCGAGAUGAUGGAACCCUGCUGUAGUGUGAAAGACAGGAUUGCAUAUAGUAUGAUCAAGGACGCAGAGGAUAAAGGUCUAAUAACUCCGGGGAAGACUGUUCUCAUUGAGCCCACAAGUGGAAACACUGGCAUUGGAUUGGCAUUCAUCGCAGCAAGCAAGGGUUACAAGCUGAAGUUAGUCAUGCCGUCUGUAAUGAGUCUUGAAAAAAGAAUUGUGCUCUUAGCUUUUGGAGCUGAGGUUUACCUCACAGAUUGGGCCAAAGGCUUUAAGGGAAGUCUAGAUAAGGUUGAGGAGUUGCUACGUGACACACCUAAUAGUCAUACGCUUCAGCAAUUUGAAAACCCUGCCAAUCCAAAGAUUCAUUAUGAAACCACCGGCCCGGAGAUAUGGAGAGACUCGGCAGGGAAAGUUGAUAUCUUGGUUUCGGGGAUAGGAACUGGUGGUACAGUAACUGGUGUAGGGAAGUUUCUUAAAGAGCAAAAUCCAGGGAUCAAGGUUUACGGUGUAGAACCAAUUGAGAGUGCAGUCUUAAAUGGUGGUCCACCUGGGAAGCAUCUGAUCCAAGGACUUGGUGCCGGCAUCAUACCUCAAGUGCUCGAUGUUAACCUGCCUGAUAAAGUUAUUACAGUAUCCAGUGAGGAAUCUAUCGAGACUGCUAAGCUGCUUGCCCUAAAAGAAGGUCUUUUGGUGGGAAUCUCAUCUGGUGCUGCGGCAGCAGCAGCAAUAAAGUUGGCAAAAAAGCAAGAAAAUGCCGGAAAACUAAUAGUUGUCGUGUUCCCCAGUUUCGGAGAGCGGUAUCUGUCUACUGCACUCUUUGAUACCAUUAGGCAUGAGGCAGAAAACAUGACUUUUUGACAGCAUUGCCAAUGUAAUAAACUGCUUUGCGCUUUUGGGUCCUUGGUCAUUGAAAAUUUGGAAUAAUACAUAGACUAGUUCUUUGUAUGGCAUCAUGAUCGUGAAGCAGUCACUUACAGAUCCUUGUUAUUCUCAUUGGAUCAAGGGCUCUUUCUCUGUCUUUCUAUCUUGAACACAGUUCUAUUCAAAGUUUCAAACCAUCAAUAAUACAAAGUACUAUUUUCAGUA